Molecule: messenger RNA, 2044 nt
Organism: Puntigrus tetrazona (Sumatra barb)
Lineage: Eukaryota; Metazoa; Chordata; Actinopteri; Cypriniformes; Cyprinidae
Product: zinc-binding protein A33-like
Exons: 6
Coding region: 180-1586 (468 amino acids)
Molecular function (GO): protein binding; zinc ion binding
Source: RefSeq, a predicted model, not a curated record
UAGUAAAACGAAAGUUAAUGGACUGAAAUGAAAGGGUGGACUGUGGGAGAAAGAUAAAGCAGGUUUCGUAAUAUAUCUCCAAAAGUAGUCCAAAGUCCUGUUAACAGCGUUUUAAAUGUAAAGACCGCCUGUUUCUUUACAGUCGCUGUCAGUGUUUCUACUGAGAACUGACUUCAGUCAUGAUGGACACUUUGGCCUUCCUGGAAGAGGACUUGACCUGUCUCAUCUGCUGUGAUAUCUUCACCGAGCCCGUCACUCUGAAAUGUGGCCACAGUUUGUGUGAGGAAUGUCUCAGGAUUUUCUGGACGACUCAAGACGCGCCGCAGUGUCCGGUCUGUCGCAAGACAUGCUCUCAAGACGAGCCGACCAAGAGCCUGGUUUUAAGAGGUCUCUGUGAGUCCUUCAAGAAGAGAAAACUCACAGCUGUUUUAUCCGGAGAUGUUUGUCCAGAACAUAAAGAGGCUCUCAAACUCUUCUGCCUCGACGACCAGCAGCCCAUCUGCGUGGUCUGCUACACAUCAAAGAAGCAUGAAAAUCACAAGUGUUCUCCUGUGGACGAGGCUGCUGGGAAUUUAAAGGAGGAUCUGAAGAUGCAGAUGGACAGGUAUCAGGCAACGCUCGCUGAUCUCAAGAAAGCCCAUGAGAGCUGUGUGAAACAGACUGGGCUCAAUAAGGAACAUGCCAGCAUGACAGAAAACCAAAUUAAGAAGGAAUUUGAGAAGCUCCAUCGGUUUCUUAGAGAUGAGGAAGAGAAACACAUCAGAUCCUUUCGUGGAGAAAUGGAACCGCAAGAUGAGAAACUCAAGUCUGUAAUGAAGGAGCUGUCCAAACAGAUUUCAGAUCUGUCUGAGAAUAUGGCAGCCAUCUGGCAAGAUAUAGAAGCUGAAAAUAUCACAUUUCUCCAGAAUUACAGCAAUACAUUAAAAAGGUUCCAGCACCCAUCAGUGCCAAACACAACCCCUCUACUACAAGAAUAUGAGCGCUAUCCCACUCAGACAGUGAUCUUUACCACCUGGGCCAGAAUGCAGAACCUUGUUGAACAACUAAUCUGUGUUUCAUCUCCUGUGACUCUGGAUCCAGACACAGCAUCCAAUAAACUCCUGGUGUCAGAGGAUUGCACCAGUGUUCAGUACGUGGAAAUGAAACUGGACGUGUCUGAUAACCCAGAAAGGCUGUAUGGGGGAGUGCUGGCCUCACAGGGCUUCAGCUCAGGUCUGCACUGCUGGGACGUAGAAGUGGGUGAUAACAACAACUGGACGCUGGGAGUGAUGGGAGAAAAAGUGAACCGCAAAAAACUUUGCAAAAUGGAUCCAAAAAAUAGUUUCUGGUGUUUUCGUAAUGUAGAUGGUAUAUACAAGAAAGGAACAAAAAAGGUCAGCGAUAUUGAUGGCAAUGAGAGGCCGAAUAUCAUCCGACUGCAGCUGGACUUUAGCGAAGGAGAACUGAGAUUCAUCGACCCUUUCAGGAACAAAAUUUUGUGCAACUACACAGGAGGAUUUACAGAAAAGGUGUUCCCUUAUUUCUGUACCAAAGAUAAGGACAAACCACUGAGUCUUUUCCCAGAAAACAAACUAAACCAAAACUAACAGGACAUUUAUUUUUUACGCAUGAUGAAUGUUGAACACUACUGACCGGCUUAAUGUUAACAUUUGUCCUUUUUUUAUUUUAAACAAAAAGCUAUAAAUUGAGUAUUGCUUAAGUGUCCAAAUUCUUUUUUGAGGCCACUGUAUGUGAUUAUUUAAUGAUGCAGUGUUUCAGUAAAAAUGAUAAGGCAGAUCUAUGUAGAACACAAUAGAGUUUGGUGUACAAAUGUGAUAUUACUGAAUUUCAAGUGAAACGCAUUGUUGUGGCACGGGCACAACGUACCUCACUUUUUCUUGCAGUUCUAAGUUUAUAUUCUGAGGAAAAAAAGCACAUAUUGUGGGAUAAAAACUCAAAAUUGUGAGAUAAAAAGCCAUGGCUGAAAUAAUGACUCAUAAUUCUGAGAAAAACAGUCAUGAUUGGGAUAAUACAGGCAAAACUAAUAAAAAAAAAGAAAAGAAAA